AAGAGCCUGGGGGGAAUCGGGGUGUGAAAUGGAUUAACGCCCCUUAUGGACCCUGCUCCAUCGCCCUUCUCACCCUGACAGGCUGAAGAAUUGCGUCCACGUUUCGCUCCAGAUUAGGAGACUGGGCAGAGAAAUGGCUUCUGCACAGCUGGUGCAGGAUGCAGCACAGCUCAUUGAGAUGCCGGUGACCUUCGAGGAUGUGGCUGUGUAUUUCACUGAUGAGGAAUGGGCUCUGCUGAACCCCGGUCAGCGAACCUUCUACAGGGACGUCAUGCAGGAGAACUAUGAGAAUGUGAUCUCACUGGGAUUUCUGAUUUCCAAACCUGACAUGAUCUCACAGCUGGAACAAGGGGAAGAGCCGUGGGUCCCAGAUCUCCAGGACUCUGAGGAAAGCAGGAUCCUAAAAGGUGCCCGCAUGGGUGACUGGAUGGUGAGUGAGAACGAGGAGGAGAAUCCCCCACAGAAAGCUCCUAAACAAGUGGAGUUGCAUGGGUUGCUAUUGGGAAGAUCCAUAGGUGAUGCUCCCGCACAGGGAGAAGCUGGUGGGAGUCAGCUUGGAUCAAAGGAGCAGAAGGAAAAGCACUCAGGGAAGGGACAGAGCAAAUCCACUCCCCAUGAGGGCGUUUCCAGAGACUUCCACAAAACCACGGUCCAGCAGACCGGAGAGACGCAGAAAAUAUGCCAGUACUGUGGAAAAAUCUUCAGCUGCAACUCACACCUCACUCGACACCAGAGAACCCACACGGGGGAGAGACCCUAUGAAUGCCCCAUCUGUAGGAAAAGCUUCGGUCAGAGCUCGCACCUGAUUGUACACGAGAGGAUCCACACGGGACAGAGACCCUUCAAGUGCGACGAAUGCGAGAAAAGCUUCAAUAGCAGCACGCGCCUCGUUGGACAUCAGAGAUGCCAUAGGAAGAAGAAACUCUCUAAAUUCCCUCUGUUGGCUAGAGCAAAUCCCACAUUUCCCAAUUCCUUGAGUAUCCAGCUACCUCUUUCUGGGGUCAGGGGGCAGCUGCAGGUGCCUCUGGUCUGCUCAGUGAAUCUCUGGCUCUGCCUCCAGUAG
This is a messenger RNA of Malaclemys terrapin pileata, 1063 nucleotides long. Its product is annotated as zinc finger protein 569-like. Gene Ontology annotation, biological process: regulation of DNA-templated transcription. The record is from RefSeq and is a predicted model, not a curated record. Lineage: Eukaryota; Metazoa; Chordata; Testudines; Emydidae. The coding region runs from base 134 to 1063 and encodes 309 amino acids. The transcript is spliced from 4 exons.